CUUUUUAGACGCACGCCUUGUCACACUGACUUACAUUUCCUUCUCAGACAAGGCCAUUGGUCCACAAGGCCAGUGUUAUUGCCGCCCCAUCUUGGCCUCGUCUGUCGAAAAUAGCCUAAGAUACUUCGUAUAAAAGCCCAGAAUUCUCUGCCUUUUCCUUUGUCAAUUCUUCGUCUCACUAUCGAAUCAUCAAACUGCUCGCGACCUGCAUCUUAUACAAUGCCCUUUUCCACUGAUGGAGUGUAUACUAUCAAGAACAUUGCCAGAGACCUCAUGCUUGAUCUGAAGGAAGCCGAUACCACUGAAGGCAACCAGGUUCACGGCCUCGUCAGAGAUGACACCGCGGAUCAACAGCAAUGGAUAAUCAAGAGACAUUACGUGUCAGGGUCCUCGAGCAAAAUUUUCACCAUUCAGUCCUUUAUCAACGGCACCAAUGGAAAUGGAUUCUUUGCUGCUGCGAACCAGGAUUCGGAUGAACCGAUCGUUUACACCACGCAGGCGUUUAUCGUUGAACUUGUUCCACGGGCGGAUAGUACCUAUACCAUUAGAUACACCGUCGGGGACGAUAACCUGGUGUUAUCCAUUCCAAGUCCGAGGCGCGGUGAAGUGAAACUCGAGACUUACGUCCCAGGAACUCCCCACCAGCAGUGGCAAUUAACCCGUGUUUCUGAUCUCCAAUCAUUUGCCUAGUUUUCGCCACUAGGUAACACCAUGAG
This is a messenger RNA of Suillus discolor, 716 nucleotides long. RefSeq lists its product as uncharacterized. Bases 220 to 690 code for a protein of 156 amino acids. The record is from RefSeq and is a predicted model, not a curated record. Lineage: Eukaryota; Fungi; Basidiomycota; Agaricomycetes; Boletales; Suillaceae. The transcript has 5 exons.